AUGGAAUCGCAUGGGAGAAGAAAGAAGUCGAGAUCUAUCGCCGCUUUGGUGUUUUUAACCAUUAUUGGUGUAGGGUUUUUGUUCUUCGGGCUGGUUACUAUCACAUGCGGGUUUAUUGUGAAUUAUCUGGAAGAUUUCGAGGUCACAGAUGGUGGACAAGCUUUGGAAUCGGCAGUGGAAUCAGAGUUUGAUUACACUCAGUAUUGGCUUGGAUUUCCAGUUAGUAAAACUAUGGUUUCUAUGUUAUAAUUAAGUACUAGUGAAUUUCAGUAAUUUAAAAGCCAGCAGAUAGAUGGUGGCCAUUAAUAUCAGAGUAAGAAAAUAAUGUUAAUAUACUCCUAGCUCAUUAUUCAUGGUAGUAUACAAAUUUGGUGAUAAAUAAAUAAAAUCGAAAGGCAUAGAUUAUAGAAGGGGUUUUGUAUUUCCCUCAAGAUUUCAAACCACAAAAACUCUUCAAUAGUUAAUUCUGUCAAGUGAGAUGCCCAAUGCUAUAGGUUAUAGAUUUUAUGUUAUAAUUUUGACUUUCUCUUAUAAGCUUCCAGAUGCAGUUCUGAUGCUAGACUUCGUGACUAGCAUCUGUUGCUACGAUUGGUGGUUUUGAGCUAAAGGCCCUGUCACACUAUUGCAUAUCGUACUAGCGUAUGCCAGCCUAUGAAAAAUAUCACUCAUAGUACCAUACGCUGACAUACGCUAGGGGUACGUUAGGCAUUUAGGUUGUAUACGUUUCAAGCACGAUCGCAUACGGUGGCAUACGGCGAGACAGAAACAUUUUUUUAAGCAUGCUUAAAAAUUUUGGGCGUAUUCAGACGUAUGGCUUAUACGAUAAGCACACUCUAAGCACACGCUGAAUACGCUAGAGGUACGCUAGAUGUACGGUACUCAUACGCUGGCAUUUCAAGGGAUAUUUCAUGUAAUUUUGUGCCUAUGAAAAUUAUUUCAUUAAUUUUCAGUUCCCUAGCUCAAGCAUUUCUUACAAAUCCUCCAAAACCAAUGCAAAAUUCCUACUGUAAUCAGAGAAACGUUGAUAGUACAUGUAAACGAUGCUUAAAGCCUUGGCUUAAUGGUGAAACGAGGGUAUUGGCACGGUCACGCGACCUUUUAGCUGCUAGUCUUAAUGCUUUCCCAACAUUGGAACAUUCAUUAAUUAAAUUAAACCUUUGUCUUCUUAACCAGACUGUCAAAUCUCAUCACCUCUCGUGUGCGUUUGAUCACGGCUUAAUUACAUGCGAUUUUUCCGCCUUCCCUAAGAGCGACUCCAUCGCUGUGUAAAUUGAAUUUCUCGCUUGGCAAAAUCUCAGCCAUGAUCUCUUCGUUCAAACCGAGAUACUGAACAAGAUCAUUGAAAUGUUUUGCUUGCUCUUCAGGAACUUUCGGCACAGUUGCGGGAUUCUCUGGAGUCGCAAUUUUCCUCGCGCGAAGAUAAUCCAAAAUUAUCACAAAAUACUGUUGUAAAUGCACUAAGUAUGAUUCUCACUUUACAAAAGAUGAGCUAAUUUUUAAAUGUAAGCGAAAGCACUAUAUAGUCUGUUCUGGGAAAACAAUUGCAAAAUCUGACAAUCUGUUACAGAUCAGUGCUUUUUAUGCAAAUGCUGUAAUCUGAUUGGGAGAAUUCGAUGAAUAAUCACGAACAUAUUCAUAUUUCAAAAUAGACCUGUCGAGUGUCGAUAUACCCUUUAUUUUAUUUAGAAAUCUUUUGUGUUGCGCGUGUAUAAUCUGUUUAUUAAAUCAGUGUGUGUUAUAUAAAUUCUCACUAGUCUAAACUUCAAACUGUUGGUUCUCAGUGUAGGUAGUGGUCUUGAAAUACACGCCCUUUGUGGUAGAUUCUCACUAGUCUUAACUUCAAACUAUUGGUUCUCAGUGUAGGUACUGGUCUUGAAAUACACGUCCUUUGUGGUAGAUUCUCACUAGUCUAAACUUCAAUUCGUUUAAUUAAAAAUUGUUGUCGUUUAAUUAAAAAUAUCUAAAAAUAAAAGACAGAUAUUGUCCUCAACUAGGCCUACUACAUGUAAAUGUUGCGACUAAAUCAUGGUCACUGAUGUGAAAUAGUCCGGAUUUAUCUUGUCUUUUGUGUGCUGUAUGCAAAUCAGUAUUUUACUGAUUGCAGAUAUAAAUUGACAAUGUGUUAUUACAUCCGCUAUCUUGACAUGGUUAUACAAUCGCCCAGAUCAAAUGGAAACCUGAUUUUAGUGUUAUAUAUAAAACUACUCCUCUUUUAAUUAUAAUAUCAUUUAUUAAUAAGAAACAAUUUGGCUGUUCAGUAUGUUAAUAUCUUAUCAGUUUCAUAUUCUUAUUUAAUAAUUAACACUAUAACGCCUGGGAAUCUCCAUAAUAUUUGACGAGUAAAAAUAAAAAUGGGGGGGGUCAAAGAAAAAUAUUUUCAUAUGCAGGGAGGACACCAUUAAAUUUCUGCUCUUUUAAGGGGGCUUUCAAUUUUAAAAAUUUAGGAAAGAAAAAAUUCACCUCCCCCCUUCCAUAAAUAAUGACUGGUCCCUUAAUCGAAAUGAAGAAAUUGUAUUAGAAAUUGUGUAAGUUGCAUUGACGGAUAUUCGAGCAUACAGAGUGAUGCAGAUCAAAUACCUUGCUUAUAAACCAUGCGUGGUAUUUCCACAAAAACAAAACAAUUAUACUCUUAACAGCCUGAAAUUAUACAAGGAACCGAAGAUUCUUUCGUCUACCUAACAUAAUUCGUCAAAUAUUUUAUCAACAGGACGUCGGGAAGAAAUUUUAUAAAUGUUGUGCGAUGAAAACACGGAAUAAAACCCCAACAUUACUAAGCAAGAAAUUAAAUCAAAUUGCAAACAUGGACAAUUUAGACCAAAAAUAAAAUUCAUUUGAGAUAGGUGACGAACCAAGUAUUUCAUCAAAUACGAUUAUAUGCAUUCUAUUUUUAUGAUAUCAGUAAAAAAAUUCAACAUGUGUUAGAUAAACUUAAUAUUCUAUCCCCCAAACUACUUGUUCAAAGCAAGGGUGUGGGCUUUAUGCUAAUUUUAUCUCAAAAUCAAAAUUACCUAGCUUAUUAUGUCAAAAUAUACACUCCAGCAUGUAUAUUAUUCAUCCUCGACUCCACGAUCCUCAACCAUCAGUCAAGCUCAAUUUUAUCUUCGAAUGCUGCUAAAUGUAGACAACACGUAAUACACUGCAGUCACAGAUGCAAUGUCACACUCAAAUAUAAAACACACCUACGUUUGUUUUUUCCUUCUCACAAGAAUAAAGACCAAUUAAGAAGUGAUGAUGCGGUUUUUCCGACUACAUACAUGAUGAUUUUACGGAAAUCCAGUACUAGUAUAACACUGGAAUUAUCUAAUCCAGUACUAGUAUAACACUGGAAUUAUCUAUACGUUGUCGUUGUACAAACGUGUAAUCUGUUAUGUCUAAGUAAAGUAGCUCUAUACGACCAAGGGCUAUUAUUUUCCCAUGAAAAUACUGACAGUGCUGCUAGUGAAAAUGACCAAUCUAUUAAACCGACUAAAAAAUACACUACAGACACGUAAAGCUUAUAAAUUCCUCUUUCAUAUACCAUUUCAAAUUCCUUCAGAGCUAGAGACCAUAUAUAAAUACAGGUUUUAAUAUAACAAUUAUAAAAAUUAUCAUAACAUAUGUACACAUGAAAUGCCAUAGCGAAAAAAAUGCAAAUAAGUCAGUCCAUAUGAUUAUUAAAAUAACAAUAUAAUUAAUUUUCUCCCUUUCACUCAUGGAAUUGCAAAAGCCUUCACAAGAGAACAGAUAAAUAUACAUUCCAAUGUAAAAUUUAUCAUACGAAAUACUUCAAACGCCAUUCACAUGAUGGUAAAAAAAAUGCAAAACAGAAAUAUUUUCGAACAAUGUCUUUCGGACCACCUAUGGCGAUAAUUUUUCUUUUUCAUUUCGGAAGGCAUACCAACAAGCCAAGUCGAACAACACGAAACUGCGAGGCAAAUUUCAGCCAUGGAAUCGCAUGGGAGAAGAAAGAAGUCGAGAUCUAUCGCCGCUUUGGUGUUUUUAACCAUUAUUGGUGUAGGGUUUUUGUUCUUCGGGCUGGUUACUAUCACAUGCGGGUUUAUUGUGAAUUAUCUGGAAGAUUUCGAGGUCACAGAUGGUGGACAAGCUUUGGAAUCGGCAGUGGAAUCAGAGUUUGAUUACACUCAGUAUUGGCUUGGAUUUCCAGUUAGUAAAACUAUGGUUUCUAUGUUAUAAUUAAGUACUAGUGAAUUUCAGUAAUUUAAAAGCCAGCAGAUAGAUGGUGGCCAUUAAUAUCAGAGUAAGAAAAUAAUGUUAAUAUACUCCUAGCUCAUUAUUCAUGGUAGUAUACAAAUUUGGUGAUAAAUAAAUAAAAUCGAAAGGCAUAGAUUAUAGAAGGGGUUUUGUAUUUCCCUCAAGAUUUCAAACCACAAAAACUCUUCAAUAGUUAAUUCUGUCAAGUGAGAUGCCCAAUGCUAUAGGUUAUAGAUUUUAUGUUAUAAUUUUGACUUUCUCUUAUAAGCUUCCAGAUGCAGUUCUGAUGCUAGACUUCGUGACUAGCAUCUGUUGCUACGAUUGGUGGUUUUGAGCUAAAGGCCCUGUCACACUAUUGCAUAUCGUACUAGCGUAUGCCAGCCUAUGAAAAAUAUCACUCAUAGUACCAUACGCUGACAUACGCUAGGGGUACGUUAGGCAUUUAGGUUGUAUACGUUUCAAGCACGAUCGCAUACGGUGGCAUACGGCGAGACAGAAACAUUUUUUUAAGCAUGCUUAAAAAUUUUGGGCGUAUUCAGACGUAUGGCUUAUACGAUAAGCACACUCUAAGCACACGCUGAAUACGCUAGAGGUACGCUAGAUGUACGGUACUCAUACGCUGGCAUUUCAAGGGAUAUUUCAUGUAAUUUUGUGCCUAUGAAAAUUAUUUCAUUAAUUUUCAGUUCCCUAGCUCAAGCAUUUCUUACAAAUCCUCCAAAACCAAUGCAAAAUUCCUACUGUAAUCAGAGAAACGUUGAUAGUACAUGUAAACGAUGCUUAAAGCCUUGGCUUAAUGGUGAAACGAGGGUAUUGGCACGGUCACGCGACCUUUUAGCUGCUAGUCUUAAUGCUUUCCCAACAUUGGAACAUUCAUUAAUUAAAUUAAACCUUUGUCUUCUUAACCAGACUGUCAAAUCUCAUCACCUCUCGUGUGCGUUUGAUCACGGCUUAAAUGGAAUCUAGUUUGCUAGCAGGCAUAAAAGCGAUAAAGUAUAUAUAGGCUACAGUUGAAUGUUCUCGAAAAUGCACUUAAGUUCACAAUACGUUUAAUUUGCAUGCGUUUUAUAAACAACUUAUACUCUCAAUUAAAAAUCGCAUUAUGCUGUGCAACACUGUUAAACAAAGAAUAACAAAUUAAAAUACAUGACAUACAAUUUAAAAUAUUGGCUACAGUGUUUCGUGAAAAGAAUAGAAUGCAGUGUAUUAUAACCCUUAGCUUGAAGUGGCAAUGUAGUUAUCAUCUUAUUAAUGCAUUUCGUGUUUAAACCGUAAAUAAAUUUGUGUGGUUCACAAUUUCGUAUUAUUUAAUACAAUAUAAAAUUACAAAUACACACUACUAAAUGUUGUAUGUGUACCAUUUAAGUGGAUUUAAAACCAUUUCCGUGUGUCGUUUAUACUCCAGUCUCACAGACGUCUUUAUGGCGUCAAAGACGUCUUUUACAUGUAUAAUAAAAACAUGGUAAUGAACUGUAAAACCGGAAUGAAAAAACGCGGAAAUGCACUGUGAAACCAGCCAUUAGUUGUACAAGUCUGAGGACUGCUGGUUAAGCCAGCGAAAACGUAUAUGUAUAGUAAGAUUCGCAAACAUUUUUGAACGGCAUACUUGCGCUAAGGGCGUGAUUGCGCACUAGGCGUGGCAGCCUGGGUAUCAUACAUUUUUGUGUGAUCAGACGAUUACAUAGAAUUCUUACUACCAUAUAAUUCUUGCACCAGUUUCGUCUCAUUUGUCUGCUAAUUUUGAUAUUUCUUUUUAGUUCCUGAUCACAGCAGUUCUUUCAGUUUGCUCAGGAUUGUUUCAAACAACGAGAUCAUUGGUAAGACAUUGACCUCACAUAAUAAUGUUCGUGACAUCGAACAUGUACUGUACAAUAGAUCUGUGGAUAUUUUUACACACGACAAUAUUGUGAAUAUGGAAAUAUGCGAUGUACCGAGGGGUUUUGCAAAAGCAUUGUGAAAACCAGUCCUAACGACCAGUUUUAACUAAUAUUAGUAUUUUUGCACGAGUGAAUAUGACAAAUCCUACAAGUUGAUUGGUCAAAUUUGACGUAUUAAGCUGUCACAUUCACCUACAGGUGAAUAUAACAAAACCAAAAUUUGCAAGAUGGCGGCUGGCCGUUUUGUGGAAGUUACUGAUAAGGAAGUAAGCGAAAUUAAAUAACAAAAAUCUUGUGACUUGUGGCAGUAAAAACAAAAUAUUAAAACCAUUAUUAGCCUUAAAUAUUGUCUUGGUUGAAUCAAGUUCAUUCACACCAUUAUCAUUAUAAAGUGGCUGUUUUUCUAAAUACUUGCAUAUUUUUUUCCAAUUUUAGACAAGUACAACUGUUGUGUUCUUCCAUCUCUGUAUAAUUCUUUCGUUGUUCGCGAUGGUACUCGAAGGAGUAGAUUGGGUUACAUGGAAGAACAUGGACAGUUUGCGCAAGAACUGGGAGGAUAAAGAUGGAUAUUCCUGUUCGAGCGUGGGACACUCGUGCGUUUGUGCACACACCACCACCAAUGCAACUAUGCGUAAGGCUGUGUUCAUAUCAGUUCGGAUACAGAUAAUCAUCCUGUUUCAACUUGUUCGUACUGCUUGUUCCCAGCUUGUUGACAAGUCGUCAACGGCUUGUUGACAACUUGCUACAAGGUUGUUGAGCUCAACAGACUUGUUACAAGUUGUUCCAACAACUUGUUAUCGUCCUGCAAUUCAACAAUUUGUCAAAAGUUGUGAGUGACAACUUUGUAGCGAUUUGAUAAAAUAACAACUUUGUUACAAUUUGUCGCAAGCCUGUUGCGAACACAUCUUGUUGACAAGUUGUGAGAUUUUUUUACGUGUGUAAACUGAAGCAGUAAAACUUGAAGAAGACCUCGAAGGACAGCAGGAAAGAACCAACCCAGAUUUAUAUUUAGAUGAGAUUUCGAGCACACAGAAGUUAAUCACCCAACGUAAACAGAUACCUCAGUAGCAGGCUUAACUCAGGGACAAGCAACAAUUCACUUCGUCUGCUAGAUCUAUUGAUUUCCUUUUUCAUUUUUUCAGCCGUUUCCUCAUGGGCGUCGUGUUCCAACAUCUCAUCACUUUCUGGUCUUUUCGGCGCCAUUACAGCAUCAGCCAUCAUAGGAAUAUUCCUCUCUCUUGCUGGCAUUGUUGUUAUUUUGAAUUCGUUGUCAUGGAAACCACAUCGUUACCUAGUU
This is a messenger RNA of Paramuricea clavata, 7362 nucleotides long. Lineage: Eukaryota; Metazoa; Cnidaria; Anthozoa; Malacalcyonacea; Plexauridae. The record is from the annotation of a GenBank genome assembly.